AAUUAAUUUGGCGGAGUGUCGCCGUGUCGGCUGUAUGUACACAUGCAGGACAGUAGGGAGGAGGAGGGCAAGCAUCCAAGUUUAUCACUUUCCUUCCACCUUCCACACAAAAGAAAAGUUGAAACCCCAAAAAGAAAAAAAGAAAAAAGAGAGAGAGAGAGAGAUCCAAGAAGGCAGUGAGGGUGGUGGGUGGGGUUAUAAAAAUAAAACUGACCUCUCUCCCUCCCUACAUAUAUAAAAACCAUCAGUCUAACUGAAAAAACAUCAAUCAAUCAAAGGGUGAUCAUCACCAUCAUCCAAGUCACGGCCUGUUCUUUUCAUUCAGGAGACAGACACCAUCAUCACCCAAAUCAUUCGACAAGAAAAGCGGCCGGCCAGCCAACCAAACAAGAAAAAGCCUCAAAUCUCAGAUAUGUCAAUGUCGACCAUGUCCGCAGCCGCAGCUCCAACCUUGUCCUUAGACCAACAGUACCACCAAAACCAGCAGAUCCCUCCUCCUUCCUCCAACUCCGAGCAGCUCUGCUACGUUCACUGCAACAUUUGUGACACCGUCCUCGCCGUGAGCGUUCCGAGCGCGAGCUUGUUCAAAACGGUGACGGUUCGUUGCGGCCACUGCACCCAUCUCCUCCCGGUCAACAUGCGUGGCCUCAUCCAGCUCCCGCCGCCGCCCACUUCUCCCUCCGCCGCCGCACCGUCUCCGUUCAACUUCCCCCACCCCUUCUUCUCCCCUACCACUACUACUGCUUCCUCUCACAGCAGCAACCUCCUUUUCGAUGAGAUCCAAAACCAAAGUGCUGCCACCACUCCAUCGCCGCCGCCGCCGGCAAACUUGCUGAUGUUCAACCACCACCAGCUGAAUUCUCCUAUCAACAACAAUGACUACUUCGGCUUCAAUUCGGGGAGAGGAGGAGGACUGCAGGUGUCGUCGGAUGAGCUCUCGAGGCCGCCGCCAUUGGUCGUUAAUAGACCUCCUGAGAAGAGACAGAGAGUCCCAUCUGCCUACAACCGAUUCAUCAAGUGAGUAUAACACAUCAUAUCAUAUCAUGUCCACAGUAAAUGUACAAGAGUUGAUCACUGUUAUUUUGAUUUCAAAUAUCAAGAGUUACAGUGAGUGAAAAGUUAUUGUUGUUGUGGAAGGGUGGAUGAGGAAAAUAUAUCAGUUGUUUGUUAAUGACUACUGUAGGGAGGAGAUUCAGCGGAUCAAGGCAGAGAACCCUGAUAUCAGCCACAGAGAAGCUUUCAGUGCUGCUGCUAAGAAUUGGGCUCAUUUCCCCCACAUUCACUUUGGUCUGAUGCCUGAUCAGCCCUUGAAGAAGACGACUAACACUACCCUCCUCCACCACACUCAGGAGGCGGAAGAUCAUCAGCAGCAUCAUGUUCUAAUGAAAGAUGGGUUCUUCGGUUCAGCCAAUGUCGGCCUUGCCGGUGCUCCUAAUUACUGAUCAUGCAUGAUGAUGAUGAUGAUGAUCAAGUCGAGAAUGAAGUAGUAAUGGCCGCCGGCUGGCAACCGUCACUUCGAUCUACUUAGUUUCUGCUUCAUCUUUUUUACUGUUUUGUUGGUCUAGCAAGCAAGAAGGGUGAACUUAAGAUAUAAGAUCGUAUGGUAUGCUUUAUUUUUAAGUGACUAGCAGCUACAUGUAAUGUUAACUGACUGUCUAUGGAUGAAAGGAUGGAUAUGGAUAAAUCCUCUAAUGUCUGAAAUUAAACCAAACCCUACUCUUCCUAAUGUCUGAAAUUAUAUAUGAAGUGUUUCCUUCCAAAGAUGACCACAAAGACUUCUGACUUCUGAGGGGGGAAAAAAAGAAGAAAGAAGUAGAUCACAAAGACCGG
Messenger RNA from Linum tenue, 1830 nucleotides. NCBI's taxonomy places the organism in Eukaryota, Viridiplantae, Streptophyta, Magnoliopsida, Malpighiales, Linaceae. The record is from the annotation of a GenBank genome assembly.